Molecule: messenger RNA, 1191 nt
Organism: Dermacentor silvarum
Lineage: Eukaryota; Metazoa; Arthropoda; Arachnida; Ixodida; Ixodidae
Product: estradiol 17-beta-dehydrogenase 8
Exons: 5
Coding region: 359-1135 (258 amino acids)
Molecular function (GO): oxidoreductase activity, acting on the CH-OH group of donors, NAD or NADP as acceptor
Source: RefSeq, a predicted model, not a curated record
CUCCGAGAUCGGUUCCCGCCGGCUAAACGACCUCUUUCUAUUUACUGCAGCGAGGUAGCGCUGCUGCCGCGGAAAAGAAAGAGCGAAGCACGCGACACCGCCACCAUCAUCUUCUUCAGCAACAACGCACUUGAAUAGUUCAACAUGUUUUACUAUGGUGCAAUUUAAUUGAGCCCCUAGUAGACAAGGCAGGCAGAGUACAAGUAAAGGAACUUCAAAGCUCCCACGGGCUGGUUAAUACUAUGAGUAGAGAAAGCGAGUGAAGGCUGGAGAAUGGUGAAGCAGGCUGAGAGAUCUGCCUGGUCGUGAGAGAAGUUCAGGUCACACGAAAUUCCCUUAUCUGCAAGCAGCUGUCCCAAUGGAAGCGGCUCCGCAGGCAGUGGACUUGUUCCGUGGACGUCUGGCGUUCGUGACUGGCGGGGGCAGCGGCAUCGGCCGUGCUGUAUGCCGCCUGCUGGCCCAGAGAGGAGCCCGCGUCCUGGUGGGAGACGUCGAUCUGGAGGCAGCCAGCGCCACGAUCGCGUUGCUUCAAGAGUCAUCAGGGGGUGCUGAACAUCGAGCCCUUCACAUUGAUGUUGGCUGUCCUCAGUCAGUGAAGAAAGCAUUCGAGAGCUUCGAAGGGGACAGAGGAGAGCAAGUGUCCAUUGUCGUCCACUGUGCCGGUAUACUGCUACCCCCUAAGUCAUUCCUGGACGUCGACGUAGAUGAAUUUGACCGAAUCACUAGAGUCAACCUUCGGGGGACCUUCUUGGUCACACAAGCAGCGGCGCACUGCAUGCUACGGCAAAAGGUGACCGACGGCAGUAUCGUGAACAUGUCCAGCGUCGCAGCCAGGAUUACCCGACCGGGCAUUGCUGCGUACUCUGCCACCAAGGCAGCCGUCACGUGCUUCACCAGAUCAGCAGCGAUGGAUCUUGCUGGCAGCGGCAUCCGCAUCAAUGCUGUGGCACCCUGCAUGACGGAAACGCCCAUGGUCAAAGCGUUCGGAGAGGCGCAGUUUUCGCAGAUCUCCUCAGGCAUCCCGAUGGGGCGGAUGGCGAUGCCCGACGAAGUGGCCACCGUAAUCGCCUUCCUCUGCAGCCCCGACAGCGCGUUCGUCACAGGCACCACCGUCGACGUCAGCGGUGGUGUCUAGAGAUGUCCUCGAUGAUUUGGGAAAUAGCAAUGCUAAAUAAAUGUUGGAAAGAUCUU